Pieris macdunnoughi is the source of this 762-nucleotide messenger RNA. The record is from the annotation of a GenBank genome assembly. NCBI's taxonomy places the organism in Eukaryota, Metazoa, Arthropoda, Insecta, Lepidoptera, Pieridae.
AUGACAGGCUGUCAUUUCUGCGAGCUUAAAGUGAGAGCGCAUUUGCGCGCGAAACACAUGGAAGAAAAACAUGGCGUCCCCGCGCCUACGUGUAACGCGUGCGGUCGAAAGUUUUCAUAUCCACAUCAAGUGAUACUUCAUCAAAAAACCUUUCAUAUGGGUGAAAAGAAUAUUGCGUGUCCGGUUUGUGAUAUGAAGUUCGGUUCUAAAGUGAAUUUGUACCAGCAUAAGGUCAAGCAUUCUACCGAGAAAAUACAUAAGAUCUCUUUUGUUUUAGAAUUGGAAGAACAGUAUUGCUCAACACGGCUGGAAGAGGAUGGCUCACAUACGUACACAUGCAAAAUAUGUUCGAACACAUACAAACGAAAGGACUCCAUCAAACAGCACUAUAGGCACGUUCACUUGAAGCAAAGGCCUCGCCUGCAUGGAUGUUACUAUUGCCCCGAGAAGGUCAGAGCCUACCUUCGAGCCCAGCAUAUGGAGGAAGUUCACGGGAUUCCGGCCCCCACGUGUGGUGCGUGUGGGAAGAAAUUUGCCUUCCCAUUUCAAGUUGUGAAACACCAGAAGACAUUUCACAUGGGAGAGAGGAAUUUUGUGUGUCCAGUGUGCAAUAUGAGCUUUGGGACGAAGCCCAAUUUACGACAACAUGUCAUUAAACAUACAACGGAACGGCCCUUUAAGUGCGACUUCUGUGAUGAGGCCUUCAAAUGGAAGAAGCAUUUGAGACGGCAUGUGGCUGGGCAUUUGCAUAAGAAACGUUAA